AUGGCGAAUACCGACAAAGAAAACAGAAAAUGGAAGACGACUAUCAUCAUAAGCACAGCGAUUCAGAAUCAUGACGUUUCCUGCUCGUUGUCAGCUCAGCAGCAUCGAAUUCGAUAUACUGACUCCGUGGAAACGGGGUCUCUGAUUUUCCCUCUCUCUGGCAUUGCAUUUCUGAUUGUGGAUACACAGGAGUUCCCUGAAAACCAAGAAGAAACUGCUGUUUUUGAAAAGAUUAAGAAUUUUAUAGGGAUUCACAGAAACAGUUUUCUUCUUUUAUUAGCUUCACUUCAUGGACCAAAAGAAUGCAGAAUAUUAUUCAGAAUUCAGCAGAGAUUUCUAACAAGUAAUCUUCGUAUCAUACCUGUCCACAACACUCCUGAGGUCAUAAAGAGCAUGCUGACUAUUGCAAAGGCAACAAGUAAACCUCAUGUAGACAGUGUUCGGGAUCAAAUGACAAUGGCAAAAGCUCAAAUUAUUGAGCGAAGUUCUGUUUGGGAAAUGCUUCGUAAUCUACAGUUAGGCUGUGAAUGAAAUCUUCUGAAAAAAAUCAAUAACUCACUAUAUUAAAUAUUGACUUGAGUGGGAUUCUAAGGACUGCAGGGGAUGCAUUGGUUGCAGA
Messenger RNA from Acipenser ruthenus (sterlet), 619 nucleotides. Its product is annotated as protein SPO16 homolog. Gene Ontology annotation, biological process: reciprocal meiotic recombination; synaptonemal complex assembly. NCBI's taxonomy places the organism in Eukaryota, Metazoa, Chordata, Actinopteri, Acipenseriformes, Acipenseridae. The record is from RefSeq and is a predicted model, not a curated record. The coding region runs from base 1 to 531 and encodes 176 amino acids. The transcript is spliced from 5 exons. Gene Ontology annotation, cellular component: chromosome.